Messenger RNA from Arxiozyma heterogenica, 1296 nucleotides. It is a transcript of the gene RAM1, whose product is annotated as protein farnesyltransferase. Gene Ontology annotation, biological process: protein farnesylation. The coding region runs from base 1 to 1296 and encodes 431 amino acids. The record is from RefSeq and is a predicted model, not a curated record. Gene Ontology annotation, molecular function: protein farnesyltransferase activity. The transcript has a single exon. Gene Ontology annotation, cellular component: protein farnesyltransferase complex. NCBI's taxonomy places the organism in Eukaryota, Fungi, Ascomycota, Saccharomycetes, Saccharomycetales, Saccharomycetaceae.
AUGACUAAAAUUCAAAAUAGCAUAGCUAAACUACUUGGAAAGAAACGAGAAGUUAUAGAAAGAGUCCUCAAUGAAGAUGAAGAAGAAUACAAGUCAUUACCAGAACAAGAAAGUUUACAUUCUAUUGAAGAAAUCAUGAAAGAAAUUGAAACAGAAACCAUACUUGAUCGUCAAGAAGUAAUUGAAUCAUGCAUAGAACUGUUAAUGAAGGAGCCUAAACUUUUGUUGAAGGAUUCUCAUUUAAACUACCUUUAUUUUGCAUUUACUACACAGUUCCCUCCAAAUUUAAUAGCUCUGGAUGCAUCACAACCCUGGAUGCUAUAUUGGAUUGCCAAUUCUCUGAAAGUUUUGUCACGAGAAUCAUUAUCUGAAGAUUUUCAGAGAAGGGUUGCUAGAAAAUUGUUGGAAAUAUCACCAGAAGGUGGUCCUUUCGGUGGUGGUAUUGGACAAAUUCCUCAUAUAGCAGGUACCUACGCUGCCAUCAAUGCACUAUCACUAUGUAAUAAUAUUGAAGGCUGUUGGGACAAGAUUAACAGAAAAGCAAUCUAUGAAUGGUUAUUAAAGCUAAAACAAGCUGAUGGUGGAUUUAAAACAUAUUUAGAAGUUGGUGAAAGUGACACAAGAGGUGUAUAUUGUGCAUUGAGUGUAGCCUCUAUGCUAAAUGUUUUAACACCACAGUUAUGUGAUGGUGUAUUAGAAUAUCUUAUUAAUUGUCAAACUUAUGAAGGCGGAUUUGGUGCAACACCACAGGUAGAUGAAGCACAUGGCGGGUACACAUUUUGUGCUGUAGCCAGUCUGAUGAUACUAAAACAAUUAGAUAAGAUUAAUGUUGAAGCAUUGAUACAGUGGUGUAGUUCUCGACAGUGUUUUGAAGAGCGUGGCUUAAAUGGGAGGUCGAAUAAAUUAGUUGAUGGAUGUUACAGUUUUUGGAUCGGUGGUACUGCCGCCAUGAUAGAAGCAGCCGGUUAUGGAUGUUGUAUUGAUCAAAAUGCAUUACAUGAAUACAUAUGUCAAUGUUGUCAAAAUGAACAAGGUGGUGGACUUAUCGAUAAACCUGGAAAAAGCCCUGAUUUUUAUCAUACAAAUUAUGUGUUACUAGGUUUAUCCAUAAGUGAAAGUGAAUAUUCUUUACAAGAAGACAAUAUAACAAACAAUAUAUCAACUAUCUUAAUCAGAUCUAAACAGAACAAUUCCCUAUCUUAUCCCUUAUCUAAUUUGAAUUCAAUUAAUCCUGUAUAUGGUAUUCCUAAUACAGAUUUAUUGAAUUUUGUAAAACAUUUCAAUACACCUUUAUAG